AUGAAGGCCAAUCGAAUAUGGUGUUUUUUUGCGUGGCGUAUGGUUGUGCGGGCCUCAUUUCUGAAAGAGAUGGACAGCAUUUUCGUUUCUGCUAUCCGACAGAAUGUACAGCAUACUCAUUCUGCCCUUCUCGCCAAACUGAAGGAACCCCCAGAUCCAGAUGAUGAGAACUCUUGGCUUUGUCGAAUAUCAAAAAAAUAUGACGCAUGCGGUAGCAGGGAAUAUUCCGAUAAGGGCCUCAAAUGGACGUUCUGUCCCGAGGAUUUUUGCUGUAGCAAGACGGCAUGUUUUUACGGUUCAUGUGGGAGUUGGUGCCACGACAACUGGGCUCUGUGCAGCUCAUCUAUAAUCUACCACGACGAGUACAGUUACGGGAAAUGCAACUGUAAACGGUUUCAAGAAAACUGUGAUGUGAAUGCAAUUUGUGUGCAUGCGAACAGAGAGGAUGGCGGUGCGUAUUGUCAGUGCAAGGAAGGAUAUUGGGGUGAUGGUAAAUCGUGCAAGAUUGACUUCUGCCAACUGCAGCCGUGUGGUGCAGGGACCUGCACCAGGACGGAUGAAGGAUACAAGUGUGAUUGCCCAGAAACUCACAAGCUUAUUGUCGUUGAAGACAAAGAGACGUGCAAGGCAAAACCGGACUUUUGCGCGGAAGAGCCUUGCGGACCACCCUCUAUGGUUGAAAAUUGCGUGAACACCGAUGACAGCUACGAAUGUGUUUGCAAACAGGGGUAUGAAGUGAGGAACGGCCGGUGCGAAGAAAUUGACUUAUGCGCGGACAAGCCAUGUGGGCCAGAUGAGGGUGUGCAUGAGUGUGUAACAGAGAGGCAACCGAAAUUAAGGUACAGAUGCACGUGCAAGGCAGGAUUCGAUUUGACCACCUUGCCUGAUGGUGUUUCCCAGAAGUGCCUGAAGAACUUUUGUUACGAGGAGCCCUGCGGCACCCGGGACCUAGUUGAAAGCUGUAAGUCAAAGGCAUAUGGAUACUCGUGUUUGUGUGCGGCAGGUGCCAUGGUUCAAGUGAUUAACGGAAAAGAAAAGUGCAUCAAGGCGGACUUGUGCCGCAAUGAUCCGUGUGGUCCAGAGACAGCAGUGAUUCAAUGUUACUCUCAUGGCACCAGCUAUAGGUGUUUGUGCAAAGCAGGCUACACUGAAGUUUUUGUUAACGGGAAGAGUUCAUGUCAAAAGGGCGACCCCUGCACUCUGAACAUGUGUGGCGGUAACGAAGCGGUCCAGGAGUGCACAACUGAUGGCACGGCGUACGGGUGUACCUGCAAGCCAGGCUAUUCGAUAGCCAUUAAGCAUGGUCAGAAGUUUUGCAACCCUGAAGAGGAGUGUGCUUCUCAUUGUGGCUCGGCAGCUGCAGUGAAAAGCUGUGAAAUACUUGACUCUGGCGGAUACCAGUGUACAUGCAAUCCAGGAUACGUCAUGAGAUACAGCGACUAUGUAAAAGGAUGCGUCGAGGGAAAUCAGUGUUCUCUCAAUCCUUGUGGGGAGCAGGAAGCCGUGCAAAGGUGCAUUCCUGAAGGUGACACGUAUGAUUGCGAGUGCAAUCCGGGGUUCGUCAAAAGAGUCUUGCCGGAUGGGAAUUUCAUUUGCGCCGAUCCAGCGAGCUGUGUAGGGAAUCCCUGUGGUAGCUCAGAUGCGGUCGAUGCGUGCAUUGCCGGGACUAGCACGUAUACAUGCAGGUGUAAGGACGGAUACACACCUCAGUCAAUUGGGUCAAAGUUGCAGUGUUUACCAGAAAGCACUGAUCAGACAGAUUUCGAUUCCAAACACAAACCAGAGGACAACAAAGGUCGAUAUUCGAAAGGAACAAUUGCAUUGGUGGUUGUGGGGUGUGUAGCCUUGUUGGGUAUUAUAGCCGGAGGAAUUUCUUACGCCAGAAACAGAGGAGGUGAGCGCGAUGAUGAAGACUUGGCACCACCACCUCGUUCCACACGAGAACGGAGGCUCUCAUCAAUGGGCGAAGGUUUUGAGAAUGCCUCAUGGGCAUCUUCUGUAAGUAUGAUUCCUAGUGCACCUGCUCCGCCACCUUCGGGCGGUAUCUGGUCCUAAUUAGCAUAAGCUUUGUACCUGUGCUUCUUUGUUGCCUGAUAGUGGCUGGUUGCAUUGCUGUGUCAGUGUCGAUUAAAGGACACGAUAUAAUAGCCAUGUCAUUUCAGCCAGCACGGGCUCAAAAUGAGUCAUCCGGAUCUUUCCGCAGCUUGUGAUUACACUACCGAUGUACGGCAGGCUCUGAACAAUAUAUUUCCGUUUUGAGCUUCCAUUCCUCUUUGAAGAGCGCGAGGAACAACAAGCGACAUGUGGAGGCACCUGUUCUGAUUAUACAUGGCCAAUUUUGUACCUGCUUGCGCUUCGUAUUUUCACAGAGAAGGGGAACUUACAUGCAUAUGCUGAAGCAUCACACAUUGAGGUAAUGAUGGGAUCUGACGUUGAAGAAGUCGUUGUGGUUGGGGUGCUACAUCGAGUCAACAAAUGUCUAUCAAAAGUUGACACUGUUUUGCGCAACUUUUUCCCUCGAUGAGGAGUUUUUUCCGUGUGUGGGUCGCUCGAACGCUGCGCCACUCCGCUGAGGAACGAAUCGUCUUCAGUCUUGCAACUUUAAAUUUGGUCAUAGAUGCUGCUGUUUUUUCUUGUCACCUUUCUCUUGGGCCCAGACCCACUGAAUAAACCGAUUUAUCUUUGUCGAUAACAUCAACCGACGAUUUGCGAGGGGAAUCAACUGAGGGGAUAUGACUCGGCCGGGUGGUAUGAAACACCGGGCAGCUAGUACAUGGCUGAACUUGUCCAUGUUUUUUCGUUGUGUGAGAGUGGCGGCAAGUGGAAGUUUGAUUUCCAUCCGGAAUGUCGCCGUUGUGAGUGUUCUACGUGGAUAUUGGGAAAGACCUGUGUUGAACGGUAGUUGCUGAUCAACAUCAGCAGAUGGCUACGGCGGAGACUCGCAGCGGCUGUAAAAAAUGCAGCCAGGAAUGGUGGGAAUGAUGUGCUGUGUUUUGCGAUUGCCCUACGAAUGAUUGUAUGCACAGAUAUCUAUAUAUGUAUGUGAGCCUUGAUUGCUACACCGCCCCGUUUUGGGGUCUCUUGGGCGAAAGCAAAGGGAUAUCCUUCCCAUUAUUUUGCAACAUAUGACAAGAGCUAUGGCCUCACCACUGUCGUGCAGUUACCUCUCUACGAUGUCAGUCGAUAUCGUGAGAUGAUGUAAAAAUCGUUGGAAGCGAGGUUGAAUUGCAAGCAAGCAACUUCAACACGCUGGUGGAAAUUUCAGAACUUUUUUCGGGAGGUACGCUCAAAGAGAAAGGAAUUUCGGGAAAUACAAAGGAAAGACGAAAGGAGAGAAAACUCUGUCGCUGGAAGCAUGAUUGUACGAUGCAUUGUCCGACGACACACAGCUGUGUGUCUCGGUAAAGGCGAGGUCGAAGACGUGCGUCAUCAACUGGCAGCGUUGGACGUUUUGCCAGUGGGUGUCAUCUGACAUACAUCUUGUGCAUACCGUGCUUUCUGACAUCAUCCUUUCCCGCAGUACUUGCUGUGCGAGCGCACGGCUUCCUCAGUAAACACGUGGAACGUUCAUUUGC
Molecule: messenger RNA, 3575 nt
Organism: Toxoplasma gondii ME49
Lineage: Eukaryota; Apicomplexa; Conoidasida; Eucoccidiorida; Sarcocystidae
Gene: MIC8
Product: microneme protein MIC8
Exons: 1
Coding region: 1-2055 (684 amino acids)
Molecular function (GO): calcium ion binding
Source: RefSeq, a predicted model, not a curated record